Staurois parvus is the source of this 1266-nucleotide messenger RNA. NCBI's taxonomy places the organism in Eukaryota, Metazoa, Chordata, Amphibia, Anura, Ranidae. The record is from the annotation of a GenBank genome assembly.
AUGUCUGUGCACUCAUUGCUUUGUGACCGCAUUGUAAUUGCCAAAGAAUUAAUAAAGAGAGCUGAAGCCCUCUCCAAGUCUCGAGCUGGAGGAGUUGAAGGUGGAGCAAAACUAUGCAGCAAGUUAAGAGCUGAGCUGAAGUUCUUGCAAAAAGUGGAGGUGGGAAAAGUGGCCAUUAAGGAGUCUCACUUGAAAAGCACCAACCUCACUCAUCUACAAGCCAUUCUUGAUUCAGCUGAGAGCCUAGAGGAUGUGGUCAGUGUACUCCAUGUCUUUAGUUACAAAGACCAGUUUGGUGAAAAGCAAACAAUUGUAGUGGAUGUAGUAGCUAAUGGUGGCCACACAUGGGUGAAAGCAGUUGGAAGAAAGGCUGAAGCCUUGCAUAAUAUAUGGCUUGGUCGUGGUCAGUAUGGUGACAAAAGCAUUAUUGAACAAGCAGAAGAUUACCUACAAGCUAGUCACCAGCAACCUGUACAGUAUAGCAGUCCCCACAUCAUAUUUGCUUUUUAUAAUGGCAUUUCCUGCCCUAUGGCUGAAAAGCUAAAGCAGAUGGGAAUCUCCGUACGUGGUGAUAUAGUAGCUGUUAAUGCCUUUGAAGAAACUGCAGAAGAAGAGACUUUAAGUGACAGCGAAUCUGAUGAUGAUGCUUCAGAGCUUUUACAUGGCGGUAUAGUAGAUAGGGAAAAUAUAGUGGCCAGUGUGGCUUUUCCUAGAGAGAUCAAAGUUGAAGUCUGCAAGCGAGUGAACUUGGAUAUCACUACAUUGAUCACCUAUGUGUCUGCACUUAGUCAUGGAGGCUGCUACUUGGUGUUUAAAGAGAAAGUAUUAACAGAACAGGCAGUUCAGGAAAGAAAGGAGAAGGUGUUGCCAAUGCUGAAUUCUUUUAUGGAGGACAAAGAACUAUUUGCAUGCGAGUCUGCAGUGAGGGACUUCCAGGCUAUAUUGAAAACCUUGGGAGGACCAAAAGAAAGGGAGCGAGCUUCAUCACUUAUUAAAAGAAUUACUGUGGUACCUGACCAGCCUUCCGAACGUGCCUUAAAACUUGAAGUCAGCUCCAAAAUCAACCGGCGUUCAGUCUCGAUAUUUGGCACUGGGGACAACUUGAAAGCAAUCACAAUGACUGCUAACAGUGGCUUUGUAAGAGCAGCAAAUAAUCAAGGUGUGAAAUUUAGUGUCUUCAUACACCAGCCUAGAGCACUAACUGAAAGCAAAGAGUCUUCUGCUACUUCCAUACCAAAGCAGCAUGUGCCUCCUGAUCAUCUAUGA